GUUUUGUGUGCAAAACAGAAAACACAAUGAAAGAAAGAAGCAUUGGUUGGACUGUGGAAGUCACACGAUAUGCAUCGACUAAUAUAAAUCAUCGCUAACAUUGAACCGUAGUAGCAUUUGACAGCAGGUAGCUAAUAAUUCAUGGUGCUACUUAGCAUCCAAACACUUCCCUACUCAUGUUCAACUCUCAAUAACUACACAUUUUACCGCCAAAGCCAGAGAGGAUGUAUGAGUAUACGAUGUGGGAUAGCGGAGCCAUCAGGGGAACCGGCACCAUUAGGACAGAAGACAAAGUACAACGAUGGAUUGUUUGAGAAGGCAUUCAUGACUCUUUUCGCACGUAAGAUGGAGAAGUACGGUACGAGCAAAAUAGAGAACUCUGAUGAGAUGAAGAAGAAGGGUUGGUUUGAUUAUGAUUACGACAGUUUUGUUGAUGUGUCGAGGAAAGUGAUGCAAGGGAGGUCGCGGCUGCAGCAGCAGCAAGUAGUUCGCGAGGUCCUCAUGUCUAUGCUUCCUCCUGGAGCUCCUGCUCAGUUUAGGAAAUUGUUUCCACCAACGAAGUGGGCAGCAGAGUUCAACGCGGCAAUUACUGUGCCUUUCUUCUUCUGGUUAGUUGGUCCUUCUGAGGUUGUGGAAGUGGAGGUAGAUGGGGGGAAGCAGAAAAGUGGAGUUCACAUAAAAAAAUGCAGGUAUUUGGAGAACAGUGGAUGUGUAGGAAUGUGUGUGAACAUGUGCAAAAUACCAACACAAGACUUCUUCACAAACGAAUUCGGACUUCCAUUAACAAUGAAUCCAAAUUUUGAAGACAUGAGUUGUGAAAUGGUGUACGGGCAAGUACCACCGCCAUUUGAAGAAGAUCCUGUCUCCAAACAACCUUGUUACGCGAACAUAUGCACCAUUGCAAAUCCCAGCUCAAAUGUCUGUCCGAAACUCAGUGCUAAUUAGGUGGAGAUCGAUGAGCCUGUUCAGUUAUGCCAAUGGGGGAGAAAUUUAGUAUAGCACAUACAAGAGUAUAUAUGUUGUACAUUAUGAAUUUACAUGUAACUUCUAUUGUCAUUCUUCUGUAAUUAUACAUAAAUGUCGAGAGUUUAAAAUAAAACCAAAAGAGUAACAAUAUUGAAAAGA
Capsicum annuum is the source of this 1125-nucleotide messenger RNA. RefSeq names its product beta-carotene isomerase D27, chloroplastic. NCBI's taxonomy places the organism in Eukaryota, Viridiplantae, Streptophyta, Magnoliopsida, Solanales, Solanaceae. The coding region runs from base 142 to 945 and encodes 267 amino acids. The transcript has 6 exons. Gene Ontology annotation, molecular function: iron ion binding. The record is from RefSeq and is a predicted model, not a curated record.